AUGUCACUAAAGAAAAUUGUAAAACAUAAACAGAUUAAGAAAGAACUAUCAAAAGAACUACAAUUUAUAAAAGAAGUAUUUUCCUCAUUGUCAAUUCCAAUACACGUAAAAGAUGACGAUGCUGGUAAUGACUUUGAAAUGAUAAAUGGUGUGCAGCCUGAAAUUGGAAAAGAUUUUCCAAAACGUGCUACCAGUAUUGUGGAAUUGGAAGAAAAGUUGCAGAAAAUUAAAUCACAAAACAAUUUUCAUUUAAAGAGCAAAUUAGCCAAAAAGAGUAUUAAUAGCAAACUGAAUAAGAAACUUAAGAAAAAGGAAAGAUCUAAUAAAACCAAAGUUAAAGGUCCAUUAGAUUUUCAAAGCAAUACUAAACAAGAGAAAAUUGACAAAGUAAAUGCAAAUAUUUCUAAACCAAUCUUUAAUAAUGAAGGCAAAUUAGUAUUUUCCAAGUUUGAUUUUGCUAAUUUUGGUAAAAAAGGAAGACACCAAACUCAUUUGCAUGCAGCUUACCCUGUUAUUGAACAAGACACAGCUGUCAAAUGGUGGUAUAUUUGUUCCAUAAUGCUGAACCCAUAUUGUGAGGGUACCAACCCUGUGCUCACCCACCUGCAUUGCAUAUUGAGUAUGGGCACAGUUUUGGAAAGUCAGUCUGUUAUGUCCAAUAUUGGAAUAGAUCUAAUAGUACCUUAA
Molecule: messenger RNA, 687 nt
Organism: Parnassius apollo (apollo)
Lineage: Eukaryota; Metazoa; Arthropoda; Insecta; Lepidoptera; Papilionidae
Source: the annotation of a GenBank genome assembly